UCCCCCGGGGUCCAACGUCCAGUGCGGGCCCCACCAGUACCACCUCGGCCUGUACGGGUGGCGGCGGAGGUGCCUGUACGCCCUCGUGCUGCUGCUCCUCGUCAUGGUCAUCUUCAACCUCGCGCUCACGCUCUUCAUCCUCAGGGUGCUCGACGUGACCACGGAAGGCAUGGGCGGUCUGCAGAUCAUCAAGGGCGGGAUGAUCGCCAACGGAGACCUGCAUGUGAUGGACACUCUCGUCGCCGCCCGCAUCCUCUCGCGCCCGCACACGCCCAUCAGGAUUCUCGCCGCGAAUAAUUUCUCGAUCGCUUCCACGGAUGCCGAGGGGCGAGUCACCAACACGAUCUUCAUGAAUACGGACUCAAUGGAGUGCACUUCGGGCAGACUAGUGAUAAGGGAUAAAGCCGGCAGGUUGUUGUUUUCAGCCUCCCGCGACGAGGUGCUUGUCGGCGCACGCACGCUCACCGUUUCCGGCGAGGGCGGCGCCGUGUUCAGCGGCUCCGUGCAGACCUCCCACGUGACGGCGCCCAUCAGCGAGUCGCUUCUGCUGGAGUCCACGACGCGGAGCCUGGAGGUCUCGGCGCCUCAGAGCGUCGCCCUCGAGUCCCGGGCGGGAAACAUCUCCGCCACCAGCCUCAGAGACUUCACUCUCCAGUCUACGGGUGGGAUGAUAAAAUUUGACACACGCAACAUUUUCGUCCGAGGUUUGAGAACGUCCAGAACCCAAACCAACGACACGGGAGCAGCUCUUCCUGACGUUUACCAGGUGUGUGUGUGCAGCAGCGGCCGGUUGUUCCUGGCGAAGCCCGGCGGGGUUUGUGCAGCAGACCACAAAUUCUGCAAGUAGCUCCUUCUGCAGCGUUGUCUCAUGAAUUUUCCAAGACGCUAGAAGGGUUGAAUGAAGAAUCACGGGGGAGGGGGAGGGGCGCUGGGAGGAGACGCCAGGAGACCAAAAGAGACAAUUAUUCUUUUGCUCGUCGACGCUGGAAUGCAUGUGGGGAACCGGUGUUUUCCUCGUCCCUUCCCCUUCCCUCCUCCGUUUCUUCGGUUUUCCUUCUGUCCUUAACUUUCAACGGCCGUGAAGUGCGUAUGUGUUAUUUUACCGCACGCGCGCUUGCUUCUGUGUCUGUGUGUAUCUGCAAAUACGCACUAGUGUAUUGAUGUCGGUUGCGUACUUCCGUGUGUGCUUUUUUAUGUACCCUGCAAGGAAAAGGGAAACGAAAAUGAACAUUAAGAAUAAGGAAAAAGUGAGGGAGAAAGAAGAAAAGCUUCAGUCACUUAUCUCAGAAAGAGGUCAGAUUUCUGUGCCUUGAUUUAUUGUUUCGGGGGAUUUUAUGAGACCCAUUGUUGUCAAUUUUCUUUUUCCUUUUUCAUUACAUUUUGUAAAGGGCAGAGAAGAAAGGAAAUUGGUACAUCAUGUACAUAAUACAUUUAAUCAAGUUCAUUGGCCUUUUUUUAUCAGUACGAAAAAAGGAUACUGCGUUGUCUUCUGUGGAUGCUGUAAAUGGAAAGUGCUUAGCCGCAAAAACGCAUCUAAACUUCUUCCUUUUGUUUCCUGAAUGUUCUUUGUUGUUGCCAUAAUCCAAACGGACAAAUAUCUGGCACGUCAAUGUGUCAAAUGAUACAAAUUCUCCAACAUGCAACGACAGACGAAAGAAGUAGAAGAAAGAAUAGCAAGAAAAAUAUCGACCUUUAUAUUGCAUUCAGGUCUUCAUACCGACGAAGCAACGGACCUUCGGUGCUACGUGCAUGACCUCUCAGACUGUAAAAGGCCGUUGCAAUACGAUGCAGCUGCAAAAUACUUAAGAAGCUAUAACUCUCUUCCAUGUCCAGUCAUAUAACCUUAUAUAUGAAUAACAAAUAAGAAAAUACUGAUCAAAACUUAUCCUUCACAUUUAUGCGCAAAGGAGAGAAAGCGUAUUUAUUUUGUACAGUGUCCAAUGUACAGUUCAAAAAAUAUUUAUAUUAAAUCUUGCAUUUCGCUUCCUUCGUAGACUAGGUCAAGCAGACGCAAUCAUCAAGAGACAUCGUUAUUGAAAGUCUGGAACUUAGCAUAUACUGUGGAAU
Molecule: messenger RNA, 2067 nt
Organism: Penaeus indicus
Lineage: Eukaryota; Metazoa; Arthropoda; Malacostraca; Decapoda; Penaeidae
Product: zeta-sarcoglycan-like
Exons: 6
Coding region: 104-847 (247 amino acids)
Biological process (GO): heart contraction
Cellular component (GO): sarcoglycan complex; membrane
Source: RefSeq, a predicted model, not a curated record